This is a messenger RNA of Cyprinus carpio (common carp), 1444 nucleotides long. It is a transcript of the gene zbtb8a, whose product is annotated as zinc finger and BTB domain containing 8A. Lineage: Eukaryota; Metazoa; Chordata; Actinopteri; Cypriniformes; Cyprinidae. Gene Ontology annotation, biological process: regulation of transcription by RNA polymerase II. Gene Ontology annotation, molecular function: DNA-binding transcription factor activity, RNA polymerase II-specific; RNA polymerase II cis-regulatory region sequence-specific DNA binding; protein binding. The coding region runs from base 300 to 1385 and encodes 361 amino acids. The record is from RefSeq and is a predicted model, not a curated record. The transcript has 3 exons.
AUUAUGUUUAAGAGACUGGGGAAACGGUGCCCGGGUAAAGAGGGUGGGCGACGGGGACCAGCGCGAGGCUCAACGCCAACCCGCGGGUCGCCCGAGCUCAGGUGAUCCGAAAUAUGAAAAGGCGACGAAGGUGUUUGUAAAGCCGGGCGUUUUGCGUUUUAAAAUCCAGUCUGGAGCGUUUCCAGCUGAGUCGGUUCGGUGGGCGGCUCUCCGCGGACGACAGGGCUCCCGUCAGAAACCACCCCAGAGCUUCUUUCCCCUUGUCUGACAGGCCUAUUCACAAAUGGACCAGUGCUGAUAUGUCAGCCAUUCACCAGAGCUGUUUGCUAAAGCAGCUGGACCAGCAACGACAGCAGGAAUUGUUCUGUGACUGCAACGUGCUGGUGGAGGGUCAGAUUUUCAGUGCACACCGUAAUGUCCUGUACGGCAGCAGUGGAUAUUUCAGGAUGUUGCUGUCUCAAGGAGCUAAAGACACUCUAGAGUCUGUAAAUGCUUCUUUUGAUGUCUUCAGCCCUGAGAUCUUUGCCAUCAUCCUGGACUUCAUUUACUCUGGUCAGCUGGAGCUCAACAGCUCUAAUGUAAUAGAAGUGAUGUCAGCCGCCAGCUACCUGCAGAUGAAUGACGUCAUUUCCUACUGCAAGGCCUUCAUUAAAUCUUUCCUUGAGAUCAGCACAAAAGAGGACGAUGAGAGUCGGUAUCUGUGUCUGUCAGACAGCAGUCCACUUCAGGACAGGCGUGAGAACGUCAUCGAGCCGUCCAACAUGUGUGACGUAAGCAUGAGCUCUCAGACCAGACUCUGGGAUCAGCCAGAGGAGGAUCAGACGCAGGAGGACUUCAGAGGAACAAGCCCACAGCCGUCAGGCCUUCAGCAGAACUCUCCUCCACAGUCCAGUCUGGAGGCACACAUGGAUGAGGAGCAGUUCAGCUCGGUGCUCCCCGAACGCAGAAGAAGAGGAAGCAGGAAAAGAACUGCCACCAGUCGCUUGGUAACAGAAGACACUUCUCUCAUUGACCUGCAGGGGGUGGUAUCACACUGCUCUCAGAUAGCAGACGAACUGUACGCCAAUAUUCCGUCUAUUGUUGGGGUUGCUGGGGUGUUUAAUAAAGAUUCCACUCCCUCUAUGCGUUACAAAUGUCCAUUCUGCACGCACACAGUAAAGAGAAAGGCUGACUUGAAGCGUCAUCUCCGCUGUCACACAGGGGAGCGUCCUUAUCCCUGUCAGGCCUGCAGCAAACGUUUCACUCGCCUGGAACACCUGCGCAGCCAUUUUGAGACGGUGAGAAACACACUCAGCUUCACACAGGUCUGGUCCAUUAACACCCCCACAGGCUGUAUAUCCACAUGCUACUGCUGUUCAUUAAUUCAUACCUUGUACUGUGUGUGAUCACAUUAAGUCAUGACUCAUGACUGAAUUAAGUUAAGUGUAAUGGAUGUAAUUAAACA